This is a messenger RNA of Alnus glutinosa, 810 nucleotides long. RefSeq lists its product as uncharacterized. Gene Ontology annotation, molecular function: isomerase activity. Gene Ontology annotation, biological process: biosynthetic process. The coding region runs from base 1 to 810 and encodes 269 amino acids. Gene Ontology annotation, cellular component: cytoplasm. The transcript has 4 exons. The record is from RefSeq and is a predicted model, not a curated record. Lineage: Eukaryota; Viridiplantae; Streptophyta; Magnoliopsida; Fagales; Betulaceae.
AUGGACAAGGAUGUGUACCAGCUCGACAAUCCGGCAGUCGUCACUGUCGAGAUCUCCAACUCCCAAGCCAGCGACGACGAGCUCGCCUAUAAUUCCUGGAGAGACUACCGGCAAGAGGAAGAAAGUGACGGGAAAGAGGAAGAAAGAGGGAAAAACAAUGAGACAAGUGGGUGUAGAAGUAUUGGUGGCCUCCUCACCCAAUGCAAACUCGUUAUGGUUAAGAUUUGUGGUCAUGCUACAUUGGCUGCUUCACACACACUCUUUGAAACUAGUUUGAUCAAUUCGAACAUUGUUGAGUUCCUCACAGUGUCCGGAAUUUUAACUGCCAGAAAGGUUCCAGAAAUCAAGACAUCCAGUGGCUCAACUUCGACUAUUCAGAAUGAUGAAUCACAAGAGAGCUUUUUUAUCGAAUUGGAUUUUCCAACCAUCCCAAUAACUGAUUUCAAUCCUACUGAGUUUUCGUCAAUUUCCAAAGCCCUCAAAUGUGCUUCUGUGAUUGAUAUAAAGAGGACAACUACAGAAGAUGACCUGAUUGUGAUUCUCCCAUCAGGAGAAACUGUUGCAGAACUACAGCCACAAUUUGACGAGAUACGAAAAUGUCCUGGAAGGGGGAUAAUUGUUUCAGGGGCUGCUCCACCAGAGUCUGGAUUUGACUAUUACAGUCGAUUCUUCUGCCGAAAAUUUAGAGUCAAUGAGGUAAAAUAUGUUGGCAUUUGGUCUCAACAUAAUGUUAUUGAAGCAAUAACUUCAGAUUCAUCUCUUUAUUGCAUUAAUAAUAUAUAUAUUCCUGAUUUUGAGAAUGAACACUGA